This is a messenger RNA of Mercenaria mercenaria, 420 nucleotides long. RefSeq names its product kunitz-type serine protease inhibitor nigrescinin-2-like. Lineage: Eukaryota; Metazoa; Mollusca; Bivalvia; Venerida; Veneridae. The record is from RefSeq and is a predicted model, not a curated record. The transcript is spliced from 4 exons. Gene Ontology annotation, molecular function: serine-type endopeptidase inhibitor activity. The coding region runs from base 1 to 420 and encodes 139 amino acids.
AUGAGGGGCGAAGUUCCUGGUAGAACUGUUUCCUCACACAAUAACCUGAGCAGUGCUCGAACACACAGAGAGAAAAUGAGGCAGCGGCCCGCUGGUCCAAGGUUUGAAAUGAGCUGUGUGAUGAUGAACAAGCUACUGUUACCUGCGAUCGCAGUCGGUCUUAUUGCAGCAGUUGGUGGUUUGCCGUUGCCGCCGGUCAUAGAGACUCCCAUAGAUACUGGGUCACGUGGUGGACGUGUUGUCGCUGAUGCGUGUCAGCAGCCGAUGACAAAGGGUCCAUGUGAAGCAUUGUUCACCAGAUACUUCUACAACCCCCAGACAUCCACGUGCGAGCAGUUUGACUAUGGCGGCUGUUGGGGAAAUGACAACAACUUCGCUAGCCUGCAACUAUGCCAGGAGACGUGCAUGAGUGUUGAAUGA